AUGAGCGGAGCGCGGACACAUUAUACGUGCCCCCUCUCCUUUGUGCAACUCGAGGCUGACCGCGUUCUUCUAUUAUCGGCGUGCUCUCCCUCGCGAGGCGCCACCGUGUCAUACUCCUCCUCACGCUUUCAAACUCCGCCCCAUUCGCCUGUCGUUCCUCAAUUCGCCUCACGCCCAUAUCUUUGCACCCCCGCGACCCACCGCCCCCUCCUUUUCCUCUCCCCCCCCCCCACCCCCUCCCCUUCUCCCCCCCUCUCCCUCCCCCACCCCCCCUUUUCCCCCUCUCCCCUCCGUCCCUCGAUGUCCUCCCCCUCCCUCUUUCCGCAAUCCCCGACUUCCCCCGCCGCAUACCGUCGCUCACGCGUGCUUUUCGGCGACGACUUUCGACGUCAUUUGCCGCUCUUCGGCGACGACUUUCGUCAUUCUUGCCCUUCGGCGCGCAGCCUCCUCAAUGUUCUCUUCCUCCUUUCAUCCCUGCAUCCCUUUGCCCCCGUCCUUCCUUCCCUUGCUAUCCCUCCCUCCCUCCUCACCUCACCCCCUCCCUACUCUCUCUCUCUCUCUCUCUCUCUCUCCCCCGCCUCUCUCCUUCUCGCCUCUCUCCCUCCCGUCACUCUCCCACCCGCCUCUCUCCCUCCCGCCCCUCUCCCUCCCGCCUCUCUCCCUCCCGCCUCUCUCCCUCCCGCCUCUCUCCCGCCCGUCUCACUCUCAACCCCCCCGCCCCCUCUCCCCGUGGACUCAAUAUUUUUCCCCCUUCUCCCCACCCCCUUUGCCCCCUCUCUCCGCGUGCAGAAAAUCGUGUACGUGGGAGGCAGCUCCGACCGGUUGGUGUCCCCAUGGGGCUUCGCAAUGAAGGACUGGAAGGCGCCCAAGGUGCUGCCUGGCGACAGCCUAGUGUUCCAGUGGUCGGGCGAGGUGCACUCGGUGCACAAGGUGAGCGCGGCUGAGUACGCUGCAUGCACGUUUGUGAAGGCGAAGCAGCUCGCUCGCAACCGCAACUACGGGAGCUACUGGUACAAGGUGAACUGGAGGGAGUUCGGCAAGACCCUCUACUUCAGCAGCAAAGCCAACAAGGACUGCAGCCUCGGGAUCAAG
Closterium sp. Naga37s-1 is the source of this 1092-nucleotide messenger RNA. Lineage: Eukaryota; Viridiplantae; Streptophyta; Zygnematophyceae; Desmidiales; Closteriaceae. The record is from the annotation of a GenBank genome assembly.